Molecule: messenger RNA, 2605 nt
Organism: Cynocephalus volans (Philippine flying lemur)
Lineage: Eukaryota; Metazoa; Chordata; Mammalia; Dermoptera; Cynocephalidae
Gene: E2F8
Product: E2F transcription factor 8
Exons: 12
Coding region: 1-2595 (864 amino acids)
Biological process (GO): regulation of transcription by RNA polymerase II
Cellular component (GO): RNA polymerase II transcription regulator complex
Molecular function (GO): RNA polymerase II cis-regulatory region sequence-specific DNA binding; DNA-binding transcription factor activity, RNA polymerase II-specific
Source: RefSeq, a predicted model, not a curated record
AUGGAGAAUGAAAAGGAAAAUCUCUUUUUUGAGCCACAUAAAAGGGGACUGAUGAAAACACCUCUGAAAGAAUCCACUAUGACAAACAGAGUGUUGGUGGAGAUCCAGCCUGACUUUGGCCCUUUAACCACGCCCACCAAGCCCAAGGAAGUCCCCCAGGGAGAGCCGUGGACACCAACAGCCAAUCUGAAAAUGCUCAUCAGUGCUGUGAGCCCCGAGAUCCGCAACAGAGAUCAGAAAAGGGGGUUGUCUGACAACAGAAGCGUGUUACCUGAAGCCAAAGACUAUUUACACGAACACUUAUCUGGAGAUGAAUAUGAGAAAUCCCAACCAAGUCGAAAAGAGAAAAGUUUAGGAUUGUUGUGCCAUAAGUUCUUAGCACGAUAUCCUAAAUAUCCCAACCCUGCUGUGAAUAAUGACAUCUGUCUUGACGAAGUAGCAGAGGAACUUAACGUUGAGCGUCGACGCAUUUACGAUAUUGUGAAUGUUCUAGAGAGUUUACACAUGGUGAGCCGCCUGGCCAAAAACAGGUACACUUGGCACGGGAGACAUAAUCUUAACAAAACCCUUGGGACUCUGAAGAGCGUCGGGGAGGAGAAUAAGUAUGCCGAGCAGAUUAUGAUGAUCAAAAAGAAAGAAUAUGAACAAGAGUUUGACUUCAUCAAGAGUUACAGUAUAGAGGAUCAUAUCAUCAGAUCAAACACUAGCCAAAAUGGACACCCAGAUGUGUGUUUUGCCGAGCUCUCUGGAGUGGAAUUUCGGGCAGCUUCUGUAAACAGCCGCAAAGACAAGUCUUUAAGAGUGAUGAGCCAGAAAUUUGUGAUGCUGUUUUUGGUGUCAACGCCUCAGAUAGUAAGCUUAGAAAUUGCUGCCAAGAUUUUAAUUGGGGAGGACCAUGUGGAAGAUUUGGAUAAAAGCAAGUUUAAAACAAAAAUUAGAAGGUUGUAUGAUAUAGCUAAUGUUCUGAGUAGCCUAGAUCUUAUCAAGAAAGUUCAUGUUACAGAAGAAAGAGGCCGAAAACCAGCUUUUAAAUGGACAGGCCCAGAAAUCAGUCCAAAUACCAGUGGACCCAGCCCAGUCAUUCCUUCCACCCCCUCUGAUUUGGAAGCCAGGCAGUCUUCAAAAGAGAACUGUGCCAAAAACCUCUUUUCCACAAGUGGGAAACCAAAUUUCACUCGACACCCAUCUCUUAUCAAACUGGUAAAGAGCAUAGAAAGUGAUCGGAGAAAGAUAAAUUCUGCUCCCAGUAGCCCUAUCAAGAUCAACAAAGCUGAGAAUUCUCAGAAUUCUGCAAACUUCCCAAGUAAAAUGGCUCAGCUCGCGGCUAUUUGCAAAAUGCAGUUAGAAGAGCAAUCAAGUGAACCCAGAAAGAAAGUGAAAGUACAGCUGGGAAGAUCUGGGCACUGCAAACCAGUGGCCCCUCUGGACACCCCAGUGAAUGCUGAUCUGGAGCUGACGGCACCAUCCCUCAUCCAGCCUCUGGGAGUGGUCCCUCUAAUCCCCAGCCCAUUGUCAUCAGCAGUGCCUGUGAUCCUACCUCAAGCCCCUUCGGGCCCAUCCUAUGCCAUCUACCUGCAGCCUGCCCAAGCCAUGACACCACCCCAAGGCCUGAGCCCAACGGUCUGUGCUGCCCACUCUCCUAAAGUUAUUGGAUCAAAAGACUCCACAGACGCCGCAAUUGAAAAGGCAACUAAUGAUGCCGCAAAGUCCAGUGCCUCCACCAGGCCUGGGAGCUUGCUGCCAGCACCAGAGAGACAAGAUGCAAAGAACCGAAACAGGGAGCCGGCUAGAGAAAGAGGCUCAAAGAGGGCAAGCAUGCUUGAGGACACUGGUUCCAGAAAGAAAUUUAAAGAAGACCUAAAGGGGCUUGAAAAUGUCGCUGCAACCUUGUUCCCUUCAGGAUACCUAAUUCCUCUCACCCAGUGCUCGUCCCUGGGGGCAGAGUCCAUUUUGUCUAGUAAAGAAAACUCAGGUACACUUUCCCCAAACCACAGGAUCUACAGCUCCCCAAUCGCAGGUGUAAUACCAGUGACAUCAUCUGAACUCACUGCUGUUAAUUUCCCCUCUUUUCAUGUAACACCUUUGAAGCUAAUGGUCUCACCAACUUCUGUGGCAGCCAUACCUGUAGGAAACAGCCCAGCUCUCGCUUCAAGCCACCCAGUUCCCAUCCAGAAUCCAAGCUCAGCCAUUGUAAACUUCACCCUGCAGCACUUGGGACUCAUCUCCCCCAGUGUGCAGGUGUCUGCCAGCCCCGGGCCCGGAACCGUGCCGGUGUCUCCAAGAAUCGAGGCUGUUAGUGUCAUACCAGAAAAUGCAGGCGCUCAGCAAGGAAGGACCACUCACUAUGAUUCACCAGUUCCAGGCCAGAACCCACCAAAUGGACAAUCACUUGCUUUGAUGGGGACACAACAGCCUGUUCCUUUGACACCCAAAGGGUCACAGUUAGUAGCCGAAAGUUUCUUCCGUACCCCAGGUGGACCAGCCAAGCCAACUGGCUCAUCCUGCAUGGAUUUUGAUGGUGGUAGUAAAACCUCCUUAGGAACUCUCUUUGUGCCACAACGAAAACUGGAAGUCUCAACGGAGGAUGUUCACUAAUUGACAGAUG